Sinocyclocheilus anshuiensis is the source of this 538-nucleotide messenger RNA. RefSeq names its product vitamin D-binding protein-like. The transcript is spliced from 4 exons. NCBI's taxonomy places the organism in Eukaryota, Metazoa, Chordata, Actinopteri, Cypriniformes, Cyprinidae. Gene Ontology annotation, molecular function: vitamin D binding. Gene Ontology annotation, cellular component: blood microparticle; cytoplasm. The record is from RefSeq and is a predicted model, not a curated record. Bases 6 to 404 code for a protein of 132 amino acids. Gene Ontology annotation, biological process: transport.
UACAUAUGUGUGUGUGUGUUUCCAGAUACUUGUUUCUAACUGGAGUGAAUCAUGCCUCCAUUUCUCUCCCUGUGCUGACGACCGUUCUCGAUCGAAUCAAGAACACAGUAACGGCCUGCUGCUCAUCUGCUGACAUCACAACGUGUUUAACAGAGAAGGAGAGUAAAUUGAAAAUGACUCAGGCACUUCUGUCCAAGUUGGAUGACACUUGUUCGCGGUACUUCAGACUGGACCUGCCUGCGUUCAAAACUCGGAUGCAGAAGGAGGUGCAGGGAGAGGGAGGAGAGAAGCGGACACAAGCAUGGCUGGACUUGGCCAUAUCCUGCUGUUCUCAGCGCUCCCCGGCACAACUCUGUCAAAAGCUGACAGAGGAUGUUAUUAAAUAUGACGACGACACUGUUUAAAGACUCUUUUGUGCGCCAGCAAUUAUAUUGGAUGAAGAGAUCUUCUAAAUUCCCUCUCUAAUGGAAAAUAUCAUCCCUCUCACCAUCUGAGAUGUUUUAUUCUCUUUAAAUAAACUUUCCACUUGCUUCAAAGA